This is a messenger RNA of Diaporthe batatas, 498 nucleotides long. RefSeq lists its product as uncharacterized. The coding region runs from base 1 to 498 and encodes 165 amino acids. The record is from RefSeq and is a predicted model, not a curated record. NCBI's taxonomy places the organism in Eukaryota, Fungi, Ascomycota, Sordariomycetes, Diaporthales, Diaporthaceae. The transcript has a single exon.
AUGUCACACCGAACCAGCCCUCUCGACACCACAUCUCAGAUAAUGUCCUCCACAGGCGCAGAACCCGAAGACUCCAAGGACAAAGCCCUCGAGGUGCUAGCCAUCUACCUCUCGGACGACGAGCUGGUCGACUUCAGCAACUUCAACAUGGCAGGGGGCGCCCACGGGCCCGAGGACCGCGACAGGUUCAUGGCCCUCACCAACAUGCACCAGCACGCGCUGUACCAGCUGGGGCUGGCGAUCAUGGCCUCGGAGGUCGGGGGCGAGGGCGCGCUCGAGGUCUUUUCGGACAUGCUCGCCAUGACAGGGGAGGCCCUGAGGCAGCUCAGGCAGCAGCAGCCUGAGGGCCAAGAAGAAGAAGGAUCGCCCCGGGUGGAGGAGGUUGUUACUAUUAACCCUCACCGGCAUAUGCAGCCCCAGGGGGACGGUCCGGAAGUCGGUGGUGGUGGUGGAUCUCCGGAGACCGGUUUGGGCCGGGUCGAGUCGAUAGGUGAGUGA